Messenger RNA from Colius striatus (speckled mousebird), 4530 nucleotides. It is a transcript of the gene ZNF800, whose product is annotated as zinc finger protein 800. The record is from RefSeq and is a predicted model, not a curated record. The transcript is spliced from 6 exons. Lineage: Eukaryota; Metazoa; Chordata; Aves; Coliiformes; Coliidae. Bases 140 to 2191 code for a protein of 683 amino acids.
CAUCCGGCUCCGGGGUCAGCGGCUGCCGCUCUGGCGGGACAGGGGAGAAUAAAGUUUUACGUGGAGGGGGGGCAGUGGCCGUCCUCUCCCAGCAGGAGCGAGCUGCUGGAUGUAGAAGGACACGUCGUUCACACGGAAAAUGCCUCUAAGGGACAAGUGUUGUCAGACUGACCACCACCACCAUGGAUGCUGUGAACCAGUGCACCUGUUGGAACCUGGUGAUCCUCCGUUGCUGCAACAGCCUCUGCAAACAUCAAAAUCUGGUAUUCAGCAAAUCAUUGAGUGUUUUCGAUCAGGAACGAAACAGCUUAAACAUAUCUUGUUAAAAGAUGUGGACACCAUUUUUGAGUGUAAAUUGUGUCGGAGUCUCUUCAGAGGAUUACCAAAUUUAAUUACUCAUAAAAAGUUUUAUUGUCCUCCAAGUCUCCAGAUGGAUGAUAACCUCCCAGAUAUAAAUGAUAAACAGAGUCAAGCCAUAAGUGACCUCCUGGAAGCAAUCUAUCCAAGGGUAGACAAGCAAGAAUAUAUCAUUAAAUUGGAGCCUAUAGAAACUAAUCAGAAUGCUGUAUUUCAAUAUGUAUCACGGACUGAUAGCCCAGAUGAGAACAUAGAAAAUAGUAGUACCCUUGAUCAAGCUCCAGUACAGAUACAGGAACCCAGCACUGAGCCGCCCAAGACUGUUUCAGCUCAAGCCCCAGCCCCAAAUGGAGAGACUGUAGAGUUACCUCCAGCUGAUCCUGCUACAAACAAGGUGAUACCUACUCCUGAAGAACAGCCUCCGGUAGUAAAUCCUGAGCUUGACUCUUCGGAUAAUUCUGAUUUUGGUCACCAACUGAUAUGUUGCCUUUGUAGGAAAGAAUUUCAUUCCAGACGUAGUGUACGCCGGCACAUUCGAAAAGUGCACAAAAAGAAGAUGGAAGAGCUGAAGAAGUUCAUAGAAACAAAAAAGAAACCGAAUCAGUGCUCUGUGAAAGGACGGAAUAAGAAUGUUCUUGUAACGUUAGGUAGAAGUUGUCCUGUAUGUUAUAAAUCAUUUGCAACAAAAGCUAACGUAAGGAGGCAUUUUGAUGAAGUUCAUAGAGGAUUAAGAAGGGAUUCCAUUACUCCUGAUAUAGCUACAAAGCCUGGGCAGCCUUUGUUCUUGGAUACAGUUUCUGCUAAAAAAUCUUUUAAGAGUCGAAAACAAAAGUCGUCUUCAAAGGCUGAAUACAAUUUAACUGCAUGCAAAUGUCUUCUGUGCAAGAGAAAAUAUAGUUCACAAAUAAUGCUGAAAAGGCACAUGCAAAUUGUUCACAAGAUAACUCUUUCUGGAAAGAACUCUAAAAGAGAGAAAGGACCCAACAAUACUGCCAAUGGAACAGAAAUAAAAGUAAAAGUUGAACCAGCAGAUUCUGUGGAACCUUCACCCCCUUCCAAUGCCCUUUCUCCACAGAAUGAAUUAAAGGGAACAAAUCAUUCAAAUGAGAAAAAGAACACACCGUCGGCACAGAAAAACAAAGUUAAACAGGAGUCUGAAAACCCUAAAUCAACUUCUAAAUCAACCUGUAAAUCAACCACUAAAUCAACCUCUAAAUCAACCAAUGCAUCUGCUGCAGGUGGCCAGCAAAAAACCAGGAAGCCAAAACUUUCAGCUGGCUUUGACUUCAAGCAGCUUUACUGUAAACUCUGUAAACGCCAAUUUACUUCUAAACAGAACUUGACAAAACACAUUGAAUUACACACAGAUGGAAAUAACAUUUAUGUUAAAUACUACAGGUGUCCACUCUGCUCUUAUGAAACGCGUCGCAAGCGUGAUGUGAUAAGGCAUAUAACUGUAGUUCAUAAAAAGUCACCACGCUACCUUGGGAAAAUAACUGCAAGUUUAGAAAUUAGAGCAAUAAAAAAGCCAAUUGAUCUUGUUCUAAAUAAGGUGACAAAAAGAGGCCCUCAGAGGGACGAAACAAAACAGACUGGUUCAAAACAGGAUGUCACCUCUAAUUCUCCCAAUAAAAAGUAUGAAGGAGCUGAUGUUGGCAUUGAAGUAAAAGUAACAAAAAACUUUUCUCUGCACCGAUGCAAUAAGUGUGGGAAAGCGUUUGCCAGAAAAGCUUUUCUAGAACAUCAUAAGAAAACUCACAAAGCAAAUGUGUCUCAUUUACCUGAAGAAACUAAAACCAAAGGCAGAAGUACAAGAUCUAAAGCUGUUGUCUGAUAGGUUCAAGUGAUGUUCGGAAAGUUUGGAGUUCAUUUGAAUGAAAAAGACUUUAGCUUGUUGUUGGAAUCGCCAAUAUGUUGAUAAUGGUACUAUGAGAAGGAAAUACUUUCAUAAGCUGUUUUCUUACUAAAUUAAGAACCAUUCUGACUGCUUGUAGUGCCUCCUCCCAAAACACUUGAAGUAGUUGAAAUGCACAUGUGCUUCUAAAUUAGCUGUUUGUUGUCUCUAUGCAGUUGAGGUUUGACACAGUAUAGAGCAAACUGAAAUUAAAAAUGGACAAAUUAAUGAACAGCUGCUUUGGAAGAAUUUUUUUUUUUCCUUGCUUAGAAAAUCAUCUUCAGAGAGCUCAUUGUGCAGACUGGUCCUCCCUGGUAGUGCUAAUUGUUGAACAGGUCUGACUUUUCUGUGAUAUCUUACUUUGGCACAUGUUACAUUAUAUACUGUUUUAAAUUUAUUACAAGUGAAUGUAUGUAUAAGAGCAAACAAUGUAGUGUGUAUUGGCUGAGUUGUACUAAUUUCUAGUAUUUGCCAUAACAUCAGUUUGUUCAUAUUGACUAAUUUCCCAGUUCUGGGACAUCUGAAUUUACUGUACUGAAGUUGCUUCAAAGGUUUCCAUUUUGUUUCUGUAUGUGGCUUAUAGGAAAACUUUGUAAACAUCUAGGAAGUUUACAAAAUAUCCACAUUCCUCUAUUCUUUAAUUUUUUAAAAAAUAAAUAUACACAAGCACUUUAAUGAUAGUUGCAGUUUAUUUUUUCAGUUUAUUGUUUGAAAGAUCAACACACUAAUGUUAAAAUGAAGGUAGUGAAUAUUUGCUGAUGUAUUAUAGACAGACAAUCUGUGCACAACCACUUAUAAUAUUAGCUUAUUUCAUUAAAUAUUAAUAAAAAGGGAGGAUAGUAUGGGAGAAACUAAAAAUAUUUUUUCUCUCAAGAUCAUAAAUGACCACUGUAGGUAGCACUUGACUUUGUGUAAUUCGGAAAAUGUGUUAGAUACCUUUUUUUUUUUAACCUUUUAAUCAAGAUUGUAGUAAAACAGUCGCAUGCCUACCAUUAUGAAAUUCUUGGUGGGUUUCAUGCCUCAGUGUUUUGAGGGCUCUUGUUUUGUUUUGUUCUGUUUUUUUUACUUUUUAGAAAAUAUUUUGUUUAGUGAUUUGUGUCAAAUUGCUACAAUUGGAAAGGUAUUGUACAUCAGAAGAAAUACCAUGCUUUUUAUAUAGGUUAACUCCCUUACUUAGGGAGAUGCCUCAUGCUCAUAUAUACUUUUUGUAUAAAAUAUAUCUUAAAAUGUUGAUCACGAGAUCAGGAGUAAAAAUACUUUUAUGAAUAGAGAAAUAUUUGGCCCUGUUAGUGCAUUGCACUAAAAAAUACUGUGAAUGGGAACUGGACUGUAGCUGUUGCUCAAAUUGUUCUAUAUUGAAUGUACAUGCUUUUGUUUGGAUAAAUGUACUGUAUUUCACGGAAAAUAAAGCAGACUGGAAAUCACUUUUCAGUGUGCAGAAACAAAAAGAUGUUGUGUUUGUAAAACUGGGAUACAUAUCACUCCACAAUUGGAAAUUAAAAUGUUUGCAUUUUUGUAAAGUUUUACUCUUUGAUCACUGAAGCUAGAUGUUUGUAAUAUUCUGUUGUAAUAAAUGUGUUUUUCUGUUAUUAAAAGCUUGGCACUUGUGGAGUGAACACUUCUCCACACUGAUGGUUGACCAUUGCUAUAUUUUUAGAAAAUGCUUGUUGAUACUGGUUUUUAUUACUUGUAGAAGUAUCUCUUCCUUAACUGAGCAAAGCUUGUUUUUAUUAUCCUUGUAAAACAGAAGUGAAUAUUAAUACUGAAGGAGAUACAGGCUAUGAUAUGGUGUUUUGUUUUUUUUUUUUUUUUAGGAAAAGGUUACCUAGUUUUGCAUUGCAAAUAAUGUUGGUGGCUAUCUAAUGUCACUUCUUUUUAUAGUUGUAAUAUAAGAAAAGAAUGGCCAUAAUCUUUGUUUAUUCUUUUGUAAAGGGAGACAUCAAGCUAUUUAUGUAGGUGUGUUUUAACUGAUGUUUCUGCAUGCCUGUGGAUUAAGAUUAGGAAAUUAAAAUACAGCUGUAGUGACAGAAUAGCUGUCCAUUUCUCAGCUAAUCCUGGUGGUUUCUGCUGACUGUUCUGGGUAAGCACACAGUCUGCAUCUUGAAAUAUCUGAAGGUGAAGUUAAUCCAAUUUCAAAGGUAAGCUUUCUUCUAAAGGAUCCCCAGUUCUGCAUCCAUGUAGGUAAACAGGUACAAAAUUGUUUUGUUCUACUUGAGGCUUUUGGUAGCAUGUUUUUUCUUAAAGAUGUGGCUUAAUUUACCAUUUCACAACUUUUUAGU